AUGAACAGGUAUCAUCAGCGAAUAACUUUAUUUGCUUUGUUAUUUGUUGGUGUUAUAUCAUUAGUGAUACUUUCUUCCAAUUCCAAAACUGUAGGAGAAAACUUACACUUUUUAGAUAAUCUUACGCAUACUCCAAUAGUGAUAAAUAAACCUGAAGACCAAACACAAAAUUCUAAUAAUGAAAUUAUAGGUGAAACUAAAAGUGAAACCAAAGGUGAAUCAGAUGAAGAAAAGAAGCCUGAAGAUAUAAUGGAUCCUUGUACAGUAAUAAAUCCAUUGAAUAGAGGGUUCAUUGAUUUAAGAGGAAUCUCAGCUUUUGGAAACGAAGGUAAACCCUUACCUUUAGGAGCCAAAGGUUAUGAUAGUGGAGUUAAUUUUACUUUAGGUAUCUGUUCUACGCCAAUGAAAAAAAUUCAUGAACCAUCAGAAUUACAAGAUGAUAUCGAUUCAAGUAAGAUUGGUGGUUAUUAUAAAGAUCCCAAGACUGGUUUAUAUGUUUCAAUUGGAGAAUUCAAUACAUCACCAGUAUUCAGAGGUAGGAAACUUACUUUGACAUAUGAAAAUGGUUCAUAUUGUAAUUUGGUUGAUAGUAAAACAGGGUUAAAGGUUAAAAAAUCAACUAUAAUAACAUUGGUAUGUGAUCGUGAAAUGUUAUCCAAAGCUGCCGUGUCAUAUAUUGGUAAUGUUAAUGAAUGUGAUUAUAUGUUUGAAGUAAGAUCUCAUCAUGUUUGUCCAACAGCUGCUAAAGCUAAUAAUAUGAAUGCUGUAUGGAUAUUUUUAUUGAUUGUCAUUGCCACUAUAGUAGGUUAUUUCUCUGGUGGUAUCCUUUAUAGACAAAUGAAGGCCAAGAAGGUUGGUAUUUAG
Messenger RNA from Yamadazyma jaroonii, 864 nucleotides. NCBI's taxonomy places the organism in Eukaryota, Fungi, Ascomycota, Pichiomycetes, Serinales, Debaryomycetaceae. The record is from the annotation of a GenBank genome assembly.